Cavenderia fasciculata is the source of this 198-nucleotide messenger RNA. RefSeq lists its product as uncharacterized. The record is from RefSeq and is a predicted model, not a curated record. The coding region runs from base 1 to 198 and encodes 65 amino acids. Lineage: Eukaryota; Evosea; Eumycetozoa; Acytosteliales; Cavenderiaceae. The transcript is spliced from 2 exons.
AUGUCCAUCUAUGCUACUUUAUCAAGAUUAGGUUCAUCAUCUGACCUCAAGGCAAAUAUUUCAAGCAUGUCCAAUACUAGUUAUGCUCAACACGAACAUUUAAGCCAAAGUGCCAACAUUGUCGUUUGUAAUGCUCAAGCCCCACAAGGAGCCAACACUACCCAAUUUGCCAGAAAAUACUGGCUCCCAAUGUACUAA